AUGUCAACUGGCACUUUGUUUGUCCUCGACUCGCGUACCGGCUUCAAGUACGACAUUCCCAUCCAUCGGAAUGCAGUUCGCGCCCUUGAUUUACAGCGCAUCCGAGCGCCAGACGGCACAGCUCAUCCAGCAGACCAGAUCUCGCGUGGUCUUCGCGUCUUUGACCCCGGAUUACAGAACACUGCUGUGCAGGAAUCUGCUAUCAGCUUUUCGUUGGCAAUUCCAUGCUUCCAUACCACUCCUCCCACUACUAAUCAAAUGCCUAGGGACCAUGACCAGAAUUCUUUAAUAUUUCGGGGGUACAGCCUGGAGCAGCUAUGGGAGGCUGAUUUCGAACACAUGUUUCAUCUUUUGAUGUGGGGGACAUAUCCUUCGGAAACUCAACGGACAGAGCUGAGCCGGAAGCUGGCGCAACACAUGAAAGAUAUUCCAAACGCCGUCCAUGACGCUAUUCAUCUGUUCCCCAAGUCCACCUUGCCGUUGCCGCUGAUCCUCGCCGGCCUCUCUGCAUAUCUGGCUUCUGUGCCCGAUGUGAUGCCCACCUCAACACACGCGACUAUCUACCAAGAGAAUCUGGAGCGUGGCGAUCAAAUUAUCCUUCAAACAGUUGCCUGUUACGCCGUCGUUUUCGCCGUAGUCAGAUGUCAUCGCAAUGACAUUCAGUACCAACCUCCUUCACUUGACCGAACAUACUUCGAGAACCUCUUCAUCAUGGCCGGACUAACUGAUUCAACCACUCAACAGCCCGAUGAAGUCAAGCUGUCAUGCUAUCGUCGAUUCUCACUUCUCAAUGCAGACCACGGAAUGGCGCUCUCGGUUUUCUCCGCUCUCGCAACCGCCUCGUCUCUCACGGAUCCAAUAUCUUGCUUGAUCGCAGCCAUCACAGCUGCUCAUGGUCCACUACAUUUCGGUGCCGCCGAGUCUGCCCAGCGCGCACUGAAAGAAAUCGGGAAUCCAGACAACGUAUCCGCAUUUUUGGACGAAGUGAAAGUAGGGAAACGAAAACUCUUCGGAUACGGGCAUCGGGAGUACAAGGGAGUUGACCCACGCGUCGCCUUCAUCCAAAAGAUCCUGAAAGACCUACCUGUGAACACAAACUCACUCUUUAAAAUCGCCAAGUCGAUCGAAGUAGCCGCUAGCAAGGACGAAUAUUUUCUUUCGCGUUAUCUCUACCCCAAUGCAGAUUUCUAUGGCAACUUUGUCUUCACGGCUAUCGGUAUCGAGUCAGAGAUGAUUCCCGCCGCUAUGCUGAGCCAUCGCAUCAUGGGGAUUAUGGCACAUUGGAGAGAGUACAUGGUGGCACGUGGUAAACUUCUUCGACCGUCGCAUAUCUAUUCGGGUAAAAUGGCGACCAACGAAGCACCUUCUGCGAGGAUGUGA
Molecule: messenger RNA, 1380 nt
Organism: Penicillium waksmanii
Lineage: Eukaryota; Fungi; Ascomycota; Eurotiomycetes; Eurotiales; Aspergillaceae
Product: putative citrate synthase
Exons: 3
Coding region: 1-1380 (459 amino acids)
Biological process (GO): tricarboxylic acid cycle; carbohydrate metabolic process
Cellular component (GO): mitochondrial matrix
Source: RefSeq, a predicted model, not a curated record